AUGCCAUCAUGCCAUCCGUAUUCCGUCCGUUCCACCACCAGCAGUCACAGCAGGCGGGGGGGAGGACGCGCCGAGCCUGUUGGAGCUAGCAAGGCAGGAGGACCACGCACUCCCUGCAUCGGCGCAACGGUUGACCCGACAGCAGGUGAGAUGGAGUGGAGUGAUGCGGAGCAGGCAAGAUGCUGUGGAAUAGCGUAUCCCAAUAAGGAGCCACAGCGAUUCCCCGAGAGGGAUCAUCAGCAGCAGUUUCCGGAGAGGGAGCCUCAGCCAUUCCCUGAGAGAGAGCAUGAGCACUUGCUUGAGAGGGGGCAUCAGCAGCACUUCCCUGAGAAGGUGCCGCAUGGCAGCGGUGUGUUUGGGGAGGAGGGAGUGGUUCUUGAUCGGCCAGGGGGAGAAGAGGAGGGGAGGACUGAGGUGAAGGCGAUUGUGGGGCAAGGGAAGGAGGAUGAGGAUGAGGAUCGGAAGGAUGGUGAUGAGGGUGACGAGGAGAAGGAGGAGAAGGAGGAGAAGGAGGAGAAGGACGCGGGAGGGAAGAGUGAGGGAGGGCAAAAGGGGGAUGAGGAGGAGAGUGAGGAGGGGAGUGGAGAGGGGGAAGCGGGAGGCAAGAAGGAGAAGAAGGCAGGGGAUAAGGGUGAGAGCGAGGAUGAGGAGGACGGGGAGGAUGAUGAAGAGGAUGAUGAGGAGGAAGGGGGUGGGAAGGAAGGGAAGAAGGGACGCAGUGAAGCAGGUACAGACAGCGGGAAGAAAGCGCAGGAUGAGGAGGGGGAGAAAGAAGACGAGGAGGACGAGGAGGAGAAGGAGGAGGAGAAGGAGGCGAAGGAGGAGGCGAAGGAGGAGGCGAAGGAGGAGGCGAAGGAGGAGGAGGAGGGCUCGCAUAGCGGUGGAGAAGGAGGAGGGGAGGAGGACGAAGGGGCUGGACCAGCAGAUGACAGUGCUGCUGCUGCUGCUGACAGUGGUGGUGACGGUGGUGGCAGUGAGGGGGAGAGUGGCAGCAGCGGGGGUGGGGAGGCCACAGGGGAGAGUGCGGGCUCGUCGGAACAGCAGUCGGUUGCUGCCAAAGAAGUGGUGGGUGCUGCUUAUCCGCUCAUCUGUUUCCCUCGUACGUCCAAUGCUUAUCCGCUCACCAAUGGGUUCCUUCUGGCCCUCUCAUGCUUCCACCCUCGCCCUUCACCCCUGGCCCGUGUUUCCUUUCCCAUGAAUCCUCAGCCACAAGAUUGGCUGGCAGCAGACCUUUUCCCUUCAGCAAUCUCCGUCCUUCCCCUCCUGUCGCAGAAAGCAACUCCACCAGCAGUGGCAACCAGCGGUUCUUUCCCUUUUGGCAUGACUAAAGCGGAGGCAGCAGCAGUGGCAGCGGAUCCAGUGGGCGAGCCGAUAGACGUGGAGGGGUGUCGCGGGCGCACGGUGUACAUACACAAGCUGGCUCAGGCGUACAACCGCGGGCUGGUGGGGCAAUGUGCCACGCUGCUGCCCUGGUUCUCCAUCUGCCCGCACUUCCAGAACGACGGCUUGGGGAAGCGAAUCCGCAACAGCAAGCUGCUUCUACCCUCUGGCCGAUGGUUCGAGACGCACAUGUACGCCCUGGAGAUGGUGUUUCACUACCGUCUGCGCAAGGCAUACAAGUGCAUCACGAGCGACCCUGACAAAGCAGACCUCUUCUUCAUCCCCUUCUACGCGUCGCUGGACGUGACUCGCUGGCACUUCGCCAAGAACGCGUCUCUCGACGACCGUGACCGCAUGCACGACGGGCUCGCCAAGUGGCUCAUGAGGAGGGAGCACUUCAAGAAGCGCAACGGAGCAGACCACUUUAUUGUGCUGGGGCAGGGCUCGUGGGACUUCAGGCGAUCAGAGGGGUCUCAAUGGGGCAACCGGCUGCUGCUGCUGCCCGAGAUGAAACACGUGACGAAGCUGGUGCUAGCGGCAAACCUGUGGGAGGAGACAGAGAUCGGCAUCCCCCCCCUCACCUUCUUCCACCCGCGCUGGGAGAAGGACUACAAGACGUGGCAGCGCAUAGCAGAGUCGCACCGGCGCACAUCGCUGGCGGCGUUUGCAUCGCUGAGGGACGCCUUCAGCAAGCACAACAAGGCGCUGGGGCGGCAGUGCAAGAAGGCCAAGGCGUGCCGGUACCUGGAGUGCGUGGAGGAUAUCUGCACGCGGCCAGAGGUGCUCAUGGAUCUCUUCACCGAUGCUGCCUUCUGCAUCAUACCGUCGGGCCACACGGGCGCCCGCAGAGCUGCCUUUGAUGCCAUCGUUGCCGGAUGCAUCCCCGUCUUCCUCGACUCCUUCGUGCCCUCCCAGUACAAGUGGCACCUACCGGCCAACAGCAGCACCUACUCGGUGACGCUGAGUGAGAAAGCGGUGCUGGCAGGGAAGGUUGACGUCAUCAAGGAGCUCGAGAAGAUUCCAGGAAAGGAGGUGCGGCGAAUGCGGUUGAAGAUCAUAAGGGAGGUGAUGCCAGCAGUGGUGUACAACCAUCCACGCAUGUAUCCCAUGGAACAAAAGCGAGACGCCUUUGAUAUUGCCAUGGAGGAGGUGGUGAGGCGAGUGCAGCGUAACAAGCAGGCAGCUGCUGCGGCCUGA
This is a messenger RNA of Closterium sp. Naga37s-1, 2577 nucleotides long. The record is from the annotation of a GenBank genome assembly. Lineage: Eukaryota; Viridiplantae; Streptophyta; Zygnematophyceae; Desmidiales; Closteriaceae.